AUGAGGAGUGCAGUGUACCUACUAGCUCUACUAGCGAUGUCGACGGCGGCGCCCGCCCCCGAGCCCGCCGCGCAGCCCGCCCCCGAGCCCGCCCCGGCCAACGACAACACACCGGAAAUUAUUGAAAUCAUCGCCCCCGCCGCCGGUGGACAGGAGAGUCUCUCGACGUUGAACCUCGGCGCUCCCGGCUCGGAACUGAGCGAACGCAACAAGCGUACUAUCGGCAUCCUGAGGCAGCUUUUCCCCACACUCACACAGAUAAUCGAACAGAAGGUACAGGAGAUCACAAGUUUGGUGCUGAAGGUAUUUGGGCCUGUGGUGCUUCGCGCCUUCCUAGGCAACAACAAUAGUGGGCGUAGCAACAGCGGUAGUGGCACCGUCGAGCUGGAUGACGACGAUGAUGACGACGAAGAUGAAAAGACCACUACGACGACGGCGGCGCCCGCUAGACGAAAGCGAGCCCUGUUCUUCCUGCCGAAUGCCCUCGCUGAAGAGAACCAGUUAUUAUCAGGAGCUGAAUCUCAGCAAGCUGAAGUACGAGUUGCCUUCGGAGGUGACAGUCAGGCUGCUGCCAGUGAAGAUCAGCAAACCGCAGCACAAACCAAUUCUGCGACCAUCGACGAGAUCACAUUAGACGAUGCUGAUGAAAGCGAAGAAAAUAGAAAUAAGAGAUUCCUCAACUUUGGAGGAUCAGCUUCGGCGUCAGGAGGCGGCUCUGGCAACUUCUUAUUUGACAUCGUCCGACUCGUAGCGGGCUCAUCGUCUGGUUCAUCGUCCGGUGAUGCCGGCGCAACUGAAGGUGAUGAUAAUGGCGCUGGGAAAGGUGACAAUCUGACCGAGGGAGUCCCCGGCCCCAUCACCCGUCUGUUCAUCAUCGCCAACCGCGGCAUCGCCAACCUUAUCCAGGACCUGAUCCUGCGUAUUGCGCAAACCUCAGAGAGGAUAGUCAACUUCAAAGCACGAUUGAUCACUUCUAUCAUU
Molecule: messenger RNA, 981 nt
Organism: Brenthis ino (lesser marbled fritillary)
Lineage: Eukaryota; Metazoa; Arthropoda; Insecta; Lepidoptera; Nymphalidae
Source: the annotation of a GenBank genome assembly